Messenger RNA from Pantherophis guttatus, 1702 nucleotides. Lineage: Eukaryota; Metazoa; Chordata; Lepidosauria; Squamata; Colubridae. The record is from RefSeq and is a predicted model, not a curated record.
AAUGCAUCUCAAACUAAUCCUGCCAACACAGAAGACAUAACCACUGUAACAAAUGUCUUAAUUGUGGCAGAGGUUUCAGUGAGAAUUCCAAUCUGGCUACACACCAAAGGACUCACACAGGAGAGUAAACCAUUUGAAUGUCCUGAUUGUGGCAAAUGUUUCAGUCAGAAUUCAAGCCUGGUGAUUCAUCAGAGGACUCACUCAGGAGAGAAACCCUUUGAAUGUUCUGAUUGUGGAAAACGUUUCAGUUGGAAUUCCAAUUUGGUUAAACACCAGAGGACUCACACAGGAGAGAAACCCUUUGAAUGUCCUGUUUGUGGGAAAUGUUUCAGUCAGAAUUCAAGCCUGGUGAUUCAUCAGAGGACUCAUACAGGAGAGAAACCUUUUGAAUGUCCUGAUUGUGGGAAAAGUUUCAGUCAGAAUUCCAACCUGGUGAAACAUGAAAGGAGUCACACAGGAGAGAAACCCUUUGAAUGUCUUGAUUGUGGGAAAAGUUUCAGUCAAAGGUCCAGCUUGGUGGUACACCAGAGGACUCACACAGGAGAGAAACCCUUUGAAUGUUCUGAUUGUGGCAAAUGUUUUAGUUGGAAUUCCCAUUUGGUUAAACACCAGAGGACUCACACAGGAGAGAAACCCUUUGAAUGUCUUGAUUGUGGGAAAAGUUUCAGUCAAAGGUCCAGCUUGAUGGUACACCAGAGGACUCACACAGGAGAGAAACCCUUUGAAUGUUCUGAUUGUGGCAAAUGUUUUAGUUUGAAUUCUCAUUUGGUUAAACACCAGAGGACUCACACAGGAUAGAAACUUCUUGAAACAUGGUGUCAGAAGUGGGAUUGAAAAGCCCUGAUAAGCCAUCAUUACAAGUAUAUAUCUACAUAUGACAGAAACCGAAAAUACCUCACAGGAGCAGCUGAAGGCAACUGCUGGAGAUGCAUGAAAUGCAUCUCAAACUAAUCCUGCCAACACAGAAGACAUAACCACUGUAACAAAUGUCUUAAUUGUGGCAGAGGUUUCAGUGAGAAUUCCAAUCUGGCUACACACCAAAGGACUCACACAGGAGAGUAAACCAUUUGAAUGUCCUGAUUGUGGGAGAAAUUUCAGUGAGAAUUCCAAACUGGUGAAACACCAGAGGACUCGCACAAGAGAAACGAUAUGAAUGUCUCGAUUGUGGAAAAGGUUUCAGUCAUAAUUCUGAUCUAUUGAUACACCAGAGGAUUUAUACAGGAGUGAAGCCAUAUGAUGUGAAGCCCACAAUGUGGGAAAAGUUUCAGUCAGAAUUUCAACCUGUGAACCACCAAGGACCUUGUUCUUGGCAAAGAGAGCCAAGAACAAAGGUUUAAGAAAGCUUCAUACAUUUUCAGUAAAGAAGAAGGCGGGACAAGAUUUAUAAUACAAAAUAUCAUCUAAUAAACAUUUUAGUAAUAAUUCUACAAUUUGUUCUAUUGGUCUCUAGCUGUCCCUAUUCCUAAGCUUUGGCUAAUGAAUGCCCCAGGAGUUAUCUAAUACACAUUUUAUUUGCUGCAGGCCAUCUCUAUUCCUAACUUUUAGCUGAGGUCUGCAUGUUGUCUAACUCUUGUUACUUUUAUCAGCUUUCUAACUACCCAGAAUUGUUACAAGAUUUACACAUGCAUAUUUCCUGUAGAUAAGCAUUCUUUGUUCUUGCCAGACAGACUCCACAAUUACAGGCUUCUUGAUUUACUUUCAA